AUUUUUUCAUCAAUAAACGAUGUAUAAUUCAGUUCAAUGGAUGUGAACAUCAGCAUGAUUGUACAAUGAACAUUCAGUAAGACAUUAUUUUUAUCUACAGAGCAACUGUGAAAACUGAAACGCGUUUAUGAAUAAUGCACAAUUUGCGUUAUAAUCGACUAUCAGUUUGAUACAACUUUUGAAUUUUGAGUUGACAAAAUGGAUGAAUCCAUUUUACAGGAUAAUCAGUCAACAUAUUCAAGUUUUAGUCAAAAUGAUAAUGUAUCCGAUGAUAUUCAGUUUAUUUUAGAAUGGAGUCUAACUAAUCUGUCAGCAAAAAAUACAUCACAACAAAUCUAUUACUUUUUCAAUAACUAUGUGAAUACAUUAUUAAAAAAUCCUUAUAAACGAGUAUUGCUAUCAUUGUACAUAAUAAUAUUAUUAUUUGGUACACUUAUUAAUUUAUUACUCAUACAUACAAUCAGAAAAUUGCGGAGUCCAAAAUCUCUAGCCAAUAGAAGGAUGUUAUUGAUACGUGUAUUGUGUGAUUUAGCUUUGGCAUGGUUCGGUGUACCAUAUACAGCAUAUACAGCUGUAUAUAAAAAUUGGUUAUUAGGCAAUAUAAUGUGUAAAAUUUCUGCAUUUCUUAUUUAUUUCAUUGUUGCAUUAAACAAUUUUCUACUUGUUGCUAUCUGCUUAAAUCGUAGUGUAGGCAUCAGUCAAAAUGGUAAACAUUUAACUGAUCCAACAGUCAGUGUACCAUGUCGAGUGAAAUGUUUAUUAGUUGCAGCCGGAUUGUUAGCAUUGAUUAUAGCAUUUCCUGGUGGAAUUGUCAGUGAACAAGUACAAAUUAAAUUGCCUGAAACAAUGAAAAUAUAUUUUGAUUUAAAUACAGACAUAUCGGAAAUGAUACCUAUGAUAUGCAUGGAUUCAUGGUCACGUGAAGCUCAGCUUGCAUAUGAUGUUAUUUUAAUAGUAGCAAUAUACGUUUUACCACUGAUAGUUGUGUGUUUAAGCCAACAUGUUGUUACAGUUCAUUUGAAACAGUCACAAAGACUAUUAAUGCUUUCUGGAUAUCGUAAUACAACAGCAUGGACAAGAAGACGUCAGCGUUUAACAAGACUAUGUGUGUUAAUGGCAGCAUUAUUUGUUUUAUCUUGGUCGCCCAAUCAUGUAUGCAAUCUGUUAACAAAAACAUUUCAUAUCAACUAUCCAGUAACUGAAAUUUUACUUGAUUAUUCAAUGUGUUUAGCUAUGUCAAAUGCUGUCACAGGUCCAUUAUUACUAAUUGCUACAUGCUCAAACUAUCAUCGUUAUAUUUUUCGCUUCUUCUAUCGACCAUCUAUUACAAGUCAUUCUACUACAAGUUAUUCAAUGCCAGCUAAUUCGAUACAUUCAUCAACUGGAAUGGGUUUACCAAUAGAAACAUAUCCAACUAUUCAUAAUCGUGUGAGCAAAGAAAAAUUAAAAACUAUUGAGAAUUCACGUAUGUUAGAAAUGGUGGGAAUUGAAUGUGACUCCAAUUGACAGUCAACUUCAUAAUCAAUUUUUGCUAUUGUGUAUAUAUUUCAACUGAAUGUUGAUUGAAAUCCUUGUUUUUGUCUUCAUAGUUGUCAAUACGAAAGCGUUAGCAGUACAAGUUAAAAAAAAGUCGAAAAAUAUAUCCGAACACAUGAUUGUUGUUAUGUUACAGUAUUGUUUUACAGUUUUCUCUUUAAUGAAAUGUUGUGUCAUAUUUGAUGUUGGUUUCCAAUAAACUCUUGUGUAUGAAUUAUAACUAAUAAGAAUGUUUAUUUUCAUGAUGAAUAAUGUGC
This is a messenger RNA of Schistosoma turkestanicum, 1793 nucleotides long. Lineage: Eukaryota; Metazoa; Platyhelminthes; Trematoda; Strigeidida; Schistosomatidae. The record is from the annotation of a GenBank genome assembly.